Molecule: messenger RNA, 2433 nt
Organism: Cicer arietinum (chickpea)
Lineage: Eukaryota; Viridiplantae; Streptophyta; Magnoliopsida; Fabales; Fabaceae
Product: dolichyl-diphosphooligosaccharide--protein glycosyltransferase subunit 2-like
Biological process (GO): protein N-linked glycosylation
Cellular component (GO): oligosaccharyltransferase complex; membrane
Source: RefSeq, a predicted model, not a curated record
UUUGGAGUUUGGACAAGAUUAAUUAACCAGCAAUUUGGAGUUUGGGCAAGAUUAAUUUUGUCCAACCACAGUAACACGGUAGUCGAAAUGCAACGCCAGUAUAAUUAACCACCUACAUUACAUUACACAUCAGUGGAAGUCGUCGCCUGCAAAGUGAAAUCACUCUCUCCGAUCUCCUCUCAUCGAAUCCAGCGAAUGGCCACAACCGUUGUAGGAGCAGCAUUUCUGCUGUUACUACUUCUCCCCUUCUCAAUCUCCCAACCGAUCUCCGAUUCUCACCGAUCCGCCGCUUCCGAUCUCUUCAACAAAAUCUCUCCAAGUUUGGAAGAUGCGUAUGAGGCACUGAGAGUUUUUGAGAUUCUCGCGAUAGAGAAGAAGCCUCCUGUUACCACUGACACUUGUCAUACAGUGUUGGAAAAUCUUGGAUCGUCUUCUUCCCCUCUUAAGGAUCUGUUCUAUGCCUUGAAAGUUAGUGGCAUAUUAAAAUGUGAUGUUGACGGUGCGGUUUUGAAGAAAAUUGCCUCAAGACUUAAAGCCACUGUCCAUGAUGCAAGUACUUUGCUUGACAUAUACUACUCAGUAGGAAGUUUGGUUCUUAUAAAGGAUCAGGAUUCUAAUGUUGAUGUUCUGCUUACUGAUGCUGAUGAGAUUUUCCGUUCGAUCAAGGCUCUAAGCCAAAGUGAUGGAAGAUGGCGCUACAGUUCUAAUAACCCAGAGUCUAGUACCUAUGCUGCUGGGUUAGCACUUGAAGCACUUGCUGGAGUGAUUUCACUUGCAUCUUCUGAGAUUGAUCAGAGCAAGCAGGUCAGCAUAGUGAAAAAUGAUAUAGCAAAGCUUUUCGACAGAAUUGAGAAAUAUGAUGAUGGAGCAUAUUAUUUUGAUGAGAAAUUUGUUAGCGGGUCAGAGCAUCAGGAUUCUCUUUCCACAACUUCUUCAGUUGUUCGGGGUGUUACUUCAUUUGCUGCAGUAACUUCUGGGAGAAUAAAUCUUCCAGGGGAUACAAUAUUGGGUUUAGCAAAAUUUUUCCUUGGCAUCGGAAUCCCAGGCGAUACCAAGGACUUCUUCAAUCAAGUUGAAUCAUUAUCGUUUUUAGAGAGCAACAGGAUUUCAAUUCCGUUGAUAUUGUCACUUCCUGAAACAGUUUAUUCAUUGACCAAGAAAGGCCAGCUUAAGGUCAAGGUCAAUACAGUGCUUGGUUCAGCUGCACCACCUCUGACAGUUAAGCUUAUCCGAGCUUUUAGCACUGGUGCAAAAGAUUCAGCUAUUAUUGACAGCAAGGAGCUUCAGUAUAACCAAAACGGUGGAUUUCAUUUCUUGGAUGCUUUCCCAAAAAAUGUUGAUGUGGGAACAUAUGUUUUUGUUUUUGAGAUUGUGCUACAUGAUUCUGACAGUGAAAAAAUUUAUGUUGCUGGUGGUCAAAUUCAUGUGCCAAUAUAUGUCACUGGAAUUAUUAAAGUUGGCAGUGCUGAAAUCGCAGUGCUGGACAGUGAUCUUGGAAAUGUUGAAACCCAUAAAACACUAGAUUUGGCUGGAAAUGAUGUCGUUUCACUCUCAGCUAACCACCUGCAGAAGUUGAGGCUCUCCUUCGAGUUGGAGUCUCCUCGCGGUCGUUUGUUUAAGCCUCAUCAGGCAUUUUUAAAGUUGACUCAUGAAACUAAGAUUGAACACAUCUUUUUGGUUGGAAAUACUGGCAAGAAGUUCGAGAACGUUUUUGAUUUUCUUGGCUUGGUGGAAAAACUUUUUUAUCUUUCUGGCAGAUAUGAGAUUGAGCUGACUGUUGGUGAUGCUGUCAUGGAGAACUCUUUCUCACGACUACUGGGCCAUGUUGAAUUAGAUCUUCCAGAAGCUCCUGAGAAAGCAGCACGUCCUCCUUCUCCACCUGUUGACCCUUACUCAAGAUAUGGGCCCAAAGCUGAGAUUAACCACAUAUUCAGGGUUCCUGAAAAGCGACCACACCAGAAACUUUCUCUUGUGUUUUUGGGCUUGAUCCUUUUGCCAUUCAUUGGCUUUUUGGUUGGGUUGUUACGUUUGGGGGUGAACCUGAAGAAUUUCCCUGGUUCAACGGUACCUGCUACAUUUGGCUUCCUUUUCCAUCUUGGUCUGGCUGCAGUUCUGUUGCUCUAUGUACUUUUCUGGUUGAAGCUGGACUUAUUUACAACACUCAAAACACUUGGUCUUUUGGGAGCUUUUACGAUGUUUGUUGGACACAGGAUUCUUUCUCAUCUUGCUUUAACAUCGUCCAAGUUGAAAUCUGCAUGAGUGAAACAAAUAGUGUCUAUUUAUAAAGAGAUAAGAGAAUUUAAGUUUUUCCUCUAGAGAAAUGGUACUAAUCCAAUUUUGUAGGACUUUUGUUGUAUUAUGUGCUUACAAUUUUAGAGAUCAUUAUGGGCUCAACCUGUUUGUUAGUUUUUUUAUUAAAUGAUUUUUAAAGUA